This is a messenger RNA of Schistosoma haematobium, 967 nucleotides long. RefSeq lists its product as uncharacterized. The coding region runs from base 111 to 722 and encodes 203 amino acids. The record is from RefSeq and is a predicted model, not a curated record. The transcript is spliced from 7 exons. Lineage: Eukaryota; Metazoa; Platyhelminthes; Trematoda; Strigeidida; Schistosomatidae.
AUUAAUACUGAACAUUCGGAUAAUUCCAUUUAAAGUUGGAAUUAGUUAUUGUGGGAGGUGAAUUUUCAAGGGUGAAUUGUUGACUAAUCGCCAUCGCAGAUAUUUAAACGAUGAUGAAAUUGGCAUUUGAUAGUGAGUCAAAUGUAACCUGUCAGAAAAAUUCUACUUGCAUAUUUCUUUGUUAUGCAGAACCAGUUGUUCUCAGUGGUAUCAUAUUAACAUUUAUAGGUUUACUUAUUGGAUUAGCAAUCAUAUUGAUUAAGAAACUACAUUCCACAUCCAUAAUGAACAGUAUCUUCAUGGUUAUAACGUUCAUAAUUUUGAUCAUCGGCGUUGGAUUACUAAAUUUACAUACAAAAGGGUAUGAAAUAAUUAUUUCUGUAACUGUGGAUACCGCGUUGGCCAGCUUAGCGAUUUUAUUGGGUGUAAAGCUACGAGUUCGAGAAAGAAAAUUGGAGUUAAUCUUGUUCUCGGUAUGGUGUGUGUUUGGGGGAAUCGGAAUCAUUUUUAUGAGGGCACUUCGCAACCAUUAUGUACUAGAUACAUCCUGGAUAAGUUGGUGGUGUGCAAUUUUAAUUAACAACCGUCCAUUGACGAUCUCGUGCGCGAACUAUUAUUAUACUACGAUAAUAUCCACCAAAAUCCCUUCUGAUACUAAUAAAUUUAUCAUAUAUGUUUUGAUUAUUACAGGUGAUUGUAUACACAGCAUAUUAUUUGUGUAGAUCCGGUAAAGAAGAACAGUCCCGUGUUAUGUUCAUUAUUUUCUUAUGAUCUUAUGAAUACAUCGCCCUAAUUGUCGUUUCACAAUUUAGUUUAAAUUCAUUCAUCGAUUGUCAUUGGAACAGUGGGAAUACUGAAUGAGACAAUGAUUGAUCAUGAUGAAUAGAUGCUAUUCCAUUGAAUGUUUUCAUAUGUUUGAAGAUUAUUGUAAAUGGCUUUGUUAUUUACAAUAGAUGUUCUGUUAAAU